Molecule: messenger RNA, 366 nt
Organism: Ilex paraguariensis (yerba mate)
Lineage: Eukaryota; Viridiplantae; Streptophyta; Magnoliopsida; Aquifoliales; Aquifoliaceae
Source: the annotation of a GenBank genome assembly
AUGGCUAUCGCUACCACUACCGCUUGGAAACCUAAAAACCUCCCACAGAAGCCUGAAGAUUCCAGAAGUGCGAAGGAGAAAUCCAUUAUUUCCACAGUUGAGUUUGUUUCUCCUGAACUCCCUACAAUUAGUGCUAUUGCAGAUGCCAAUCCCAUAACCUCUACACAAGCACAAGAGCAGCAAAUCACUCAAAAUCUCUUAGAGGUUUUGCCUCCAUCCCAAAAUGAACAAGAUUCCCAGCACAUCCCUCACUCUAAUCUCCCAAUUGUUGUUUGGACUAUUCUCUUCACUAAUGCAUUUUGUUGGAAGUCUGGACAAUCAUCCUCACUUCCCCCAAAAUUCUAUAGUUUGGCUCUUAAUAGGUGA